GCUUGUACUUCAUAGGCCGGCGAUUUCGGCUCGUCAGUAGUAGCGAUAAAGCCACGGAGGUAAGUUCCGUAGCUCUUCUCCGAGUCUUCCAACUGCACGACAGUUUUCCGCGCCCCGUCGAGUCGCAUCGCCCGGUGCGGCCAUCUGUGAACAAGUCGGUGAACUUUCACCCGAGGAAUGUCGCUCGACGAGAGAUUCAACGAAGCUGCCGAGGAGGUUAAAGCACUGGCAUCGCAGCCUAACGAUGCUGACCUUCUCGAGCUCUAUGCCCUGUUCAAACAGGCCACCGUUGGGGACUGCAAUACAGAGAGGCCUUCUGGCUUACUAGACUUCAAGGGGAAAGCCAAGUGGGAUGCCUGGAAUGGAAAGAAAGGAAAGAGCCAAGACGAUGCUAAAAAGGAGUAUAUAGACAAGGUCACCAGUCUUGUUGCUUCCAUCGGGAAGAAGUAACCUCCCCAAAGACCUCGAUUGCCUCGAAACAUUUCGAUCAUCUUGUAACAUCUGCCGAGACCUAGGGGAAGGGAAAACUCUCCGGCACAAGAGUGAAUAAUGUACUAUGUCGCUGUAUGUCCUAGGCUACGCCAAAAGAAAAACCCAACAAGCUUUUAAAUCCUAGUGUGCUAUACUGGAUAUACACCUGGAGCCGAUACGCUUUGCCACGCACAUUGUCAAACCAAAUAUCAGUCUAAGAGGAGUGACUCGACAACAUUUUGUUUUCUUACUUGUUUAAAUUUGGAUAAUAAAAGUUAAAAACUAAUAAAAAGUGCUUAAAAAA
This is a messenger RNA of Orussus abietinus, 775 nucleotides long. RefSeq names its product acyl-CoA-binding protein homolog (gene Acbp1). Bases 178 to 450 code for a protein of 90 amino acids. The transcript has 4 exons. NCBI's taxonomy places the organism in Eukaryota, Metazoa, Arthropoda, Insecta, Hymenoptera, Orussidae. Gene Ontology annotation, biological process: fatty acid metabolic process. Gene Ontology annotation, molecular function: fatty-acyl-CoA binding. The record is from RefSeq and is a predicted model, not a curated record.